UUAGCAGCUCUGUUGCCUUGCAGCAAGAACGUCCUGGGUUCGAACCCUAGGCCCGGGGUCUUUCUGCUUGGAGUUUGAAUAUUCUCCCUGCGCAUGCGUCAGGUUUUUCCGGUUUCACUUCCCCGGCUUCCUCCCGCAGUCCAAAAACAUGACUGAUUCGGUUAAUCUAAAUAUCUUUUAGGCGUGAGGGGGUGUGCGUACAUGUUGUACGGCCUGAGUGUCUCUGUGACGGACUGGCGACCUGUCCAGGGUGUGUCCUGAAUUGUGCCCGUAUAAAAAGACAUGUUCAACAUUCCAGACUUUAUAUUAAAUAGUACAGCAUGAUUCACAGACUAAUUAUUAUCAGGAAAUGUAUCCGGCUCGGCUGCUUGCAUUAAAUUUAGAGUGGAAAACCUGAAAAAGCGGAAGAUGUUACUCAACGAAUUUUCAUUAAAAUUCACCAAGAGGCAAGCUCCGUGAGAGGUUAGGUUAUUGGCGGGCAGGCGCAUGGACACACACACACAGGCACACCCCCGCACACACAGACACACACACACGCCUACAUGCACACAAACUUCACAGCUGGUGUGCCUUCCUCCAGCAGAGACUGACAGAAGCAGGGCGACCGCUUUAAGCUGCGAGCGCUCAUCUCUCCUCUCCACCACCGGCGCGUCUUUCACUGUUCUCAUGAAAAACUUUGAAGGGGUAAGGGGCGAAAUGUGCAAGAAAAUCGUUUAGGAAAAAGAAGAAAAAGAAAAAGAAAGAUCAAGUCCGAGAAGAGCGGUGGAGCCGGGAGAAAGAGGGAGCUAUGCCAUCUCCCGCCGAGCGGAGCCCAGUCCUCCUCAGUUGCGUGUCGGAUCUACAGCAUGGUGUCUCUUUCUGGACUCUGGAGCCGCUGCCUCGCCCCGGGGAGAACCCGUCUCCUUUUCAUCUCUGUCAGAGUGCUUCCGCUACUGCUUCUCCUCCUGCUGACUCCCUUCUCCUCUGCCGAGACCUGCUUCCCUCACCCGGCGCCCUGCCACAUCUUGGCACGGAUCGGACACACCGUGCGCCUCGGUGCGCUCCUGCCGACCCGCCAGCCGGCGCGGAUACAGAACGCGCUCAACCGCGCCCUGGCGAGCAUCCGGCACCAGAGCAGCGGGACGGACUCCACCACCGCUUCCGCCCAGCCGGCCCCUCUGCUGCCCUACAACCUGACCCUGGAGAUGGUGGUGCGGUCGCCGGCGGGGUGGGACCCGGAGUCGUUGUCCCACAGCGCCUGUCAGGACCUGGUGAUCAGAGGCGUGACAGCCGUGCUCGCCUUUCCACGCUCCAGGGAGGAGCUGAUCCAGGUGGAGUUCCUCUCCUCUUUCUUGGAGAUUCCCUUCGUGUCCAUCCUGGAGGACACGGAACCCCUUGUCACUAAGAACCGGUUUCACCUCCAAAUGUCGGCCCGCGUGCCUCCAUCAACCCUUGGCAGCUUGCUGCUGGCGGUCCUGCAGAGUGGCGACGGGGACAGGGACAGAGGGAGCCGAGGAGAAGGCAGAUGGGGAGGUGCAGCUGUGAUCUGCCCCGGAUGGGAUGAAGGCAGCGACGGCUUGCUGACUCACCUGCAGAAGCACAGCGGUCCUGCUUGGCAUUUGUGGGAUAUUAUCAACCUGACGCUCAUCACCGGCAGCAAAGAGAGAAGGGGGGAGACCAGCGAGGAGAGGAGGGAGGAUCAAAUGGAAGAAGAGGCUUUGAACAUCAUCUCUUCCAGUUUCCUGCGCUCCCCCUCGCCGAUCUCCUCCGUGCUACUCAUGGGAUCUGACCCGGAGUGUCUCUCAUCUGUCCUGCGAGCCGCUCAGCGCCUUGCCCCGUCACUUCCAGCGCUGCAGUGGAUCAUGGGAUAUCCUUUGUCCCCUGAUUCACUGCACACUCUGGGAGGUCCCCUUGGACUGCUGGCCUAUGGGGAGGUGGGACGCAAGCCGAUAAGCUUCUACAUACGGGAUGCCUUGCAGCUGGUUGGUCGAGCGGUCACUACGGCCACCAUGGUGAAGCCGGAGUUAGCGCUGGUUCAGAACUUGGUAAACUGUUACGACACACCAAACAGGCAUGAACUACCGUCUUCUGGACAGUAUCUUUCCAGGUUUCUGUCCAACAUCUCUUUCACUGGCUCUACGGGACUGAUCCAAGUGGAUGCUGGUGUUUCUCGAGUCCUUUCCUCACAACUCUUCCACGUAUGGAGUCUUAAAAGAGGUGCGCUGGGUCAGCCAGCGUGGGUUACUGUAGGACAGUGGACCCGUGGUCGACUAGAACUUGAGGGAGGCAUUUUGGGACUGGUGGGAGGACUCGGCAACAGCCAGGGACAAGGCCUUGGAGCUGGUGUCAGAGGAGGGGAUGGUCAAGGGGAUGGCUAUUUUGGAGGACGCUGGAGACCAGGACUUUCCGUCGAGGAACACCGCCUCCGUGUGGUGACAUUGGUUGAACAUCCAUUUGUCUUCACGCGGGAGGUCGACGAGGAUGGUCUGUGUCCAGCAGGUCAACUCUGUCUGGAUCCUAAAACUAAUCGGACUGAUGUAAUCAACGGCCUCUUCAACCAGCUUCACAACCCCAACUCUACAGUGAUAGACUGGGAAGGAAUUGAUUUGCCAGGGGAUCUAAGGAAAUGCUGCUAUGGGUACUGCAUUGACUUGUUGGAGAAACUGGCAGAGGAUAUGGGAUUUACCUUUGACCUUUACAUUGUGGGAGAUGGAAAGUACGGCGCGUUGAGCGGGACGGGACGCUGGACUGGCCUUGUGGGGGACCUCUUGAAUGGAACAGCCGACAUGGCCGUCACCUCUUUCUCCAUCAACUCUGCCAGGAGCAGAGUGAUAGAUUUCACUUCUCCCUUUUACUCCACCAGUCUGGGAAUUCUGGUUCGUAGCCGGGACACGGCAGCGCCCAUCGGAGCCUUCAUGUGGCCGCUCCACUGGUCCAUGUGGGUCGGCAUUUUUGUUACGUUGCACCUCACAGCACUCUUCCUCACCUUGUACGAGUGGAACAGCCCGUUUGGCAUGACCCCCCAUGGCAGAAACAGGCUGCGUGUGUUCUCCUACUCGUCUGCCCUCAAUCUCUGCUACGCAAUACUCUUCGGACGCACCGUCGCCACCAAGACUCCUAAAUGCUGGACGGGACGCUUCUUGAUGAACCUCUGGGCUAUUUUCUGCUUACUGGUCCUGUCCAGCUACACAGCCAACCUUGCUGCUGUUAUGGUUGGAGAGAAAACCUUCGAGCAGGUUUCAGGAAUUCACGACGAGAAGCUGCACCAUCCCUCUCUGGGCUUCCGUUUUGGGACGGUGAGGGAGAGCAGCGCCGAGGACUACAUGAAGAAGAGUUUCCCAGAGAUGCACGACUACAUGAGACGCUACAACCAACCCACAACGCCAGAGGGUGUGCACAUGCUAAAGACAGAUCCUCCGGCUCUGGAUGCAUUCAUCAUGGAUAAAGCCCUGCUCGACUUUGAGGUCUCCAUUGAUGCAGACUGCAAGCUGCUCACAGUGGGGAAGCCUUUUGCCAUUGAAGGCUACGGCAUAGGCCUUCCCCAGGGCUCUCCUCUGACCCGUAAUGUGUCAGAGUUUGUGAGUCGCUACAAGUCUGACGGCUUCAUGGACAUGCUGCAUGACAAAUGGUAUAAGGUUGUACCCUGCGGAAAGAGAGUCUUUGCAGUCACUGAGACUCUGCAGAUGGGCAUCCAGCAUUUUUCAGGUCUGUUUGUGUUGCUGUGCAUGGGUGUCGGCGGAGCUCUGCUGACCUUGGCAGGUGAACACACCUUCUAUCACCUGGUGGUCCCCCGCCUCCGGCGCUCCAACACCCUGCAGUACUGGCUGCACACCAGCCAGAAAAUCCACAGAGCGCUCAACACUACAUAUGAGGAUGUCGGGAAGGAGCUGACCGGCCUUGACCAAAAGCCCUCCUCUUGUAUCUCAGAAAACUGCACCUUACACAGGAAACAGCAUCAGCCUUCUCCGCCGUCACCUCCCACGUCCCUCCCUGCUUCCACCACAGCUGGUGAAACUGGAAGCUCCUCGCCGUCUCAUGAACCCAAGGAGAAACGCGUUCACUUUGACCUGGACACGCUUCACAGCUACCGCCUGCGCACGCACACAGCGUCGGUGCGUGGCCGGCCGGGCAUGGUCGGCCGUCCUGGCCUCGGUCUGGGAGGGUUUGGCUUCGGCAGCCUGGGCAGCUUUACCUCCCCGCCUCAGAUCAAUCUCCAUGUCAACGGAGGACCGGUCUCUACCCUUGCGUCCACGGGUUUGGUCCUCUCUCCCCUGGGAAAUAGGGCUACUCAGACCAGCCUGUGGGAGGGGGAACUGCAGGAGCUUCAGGUGAAGAUCGAAACCUUCCGCAACCAGCUGAGAGAAGCUCUGGCACGAAGAGCUGAGAUCCAGACCAGCCUGGACAGAGAGAGGAGUGGGCUGGUACGAAGGGACACCAGUCUGGACAGGGAAAGAGACAGACAGAAGGUCCAGACUAUCAACACAGACAGAAGCAGUUCCACUCUGUCCAAACUCCCAGAAAGAGACAGGACCAGCCAACUGCAAACCCUGAACAAUCAGCAGACAGGAAGGCCCAGCCAGACAGCUGGAGCUGGUACCGCGGGGCUCGGAUGGACCAGCCAGUUAAACACAGUGAACAGUUUGGACAGAGGAAGAGCCACUCAAUCAUGCCCCGUCGUUACUAUGACAGGAGAAAGGACUGUCCAGUCACGCCCUUCGAGUUUGGAGCGAAGUCAAGUCAACCAACAAGGUGCUGGAAACAUAACUGUCCAGACAAGGAACACUUCUAGCCUGGACAGACAGAAGGCCAACCUAUCACGCACUCUGAACACUUUGGAGAGGACAAAAGCCAGCCAGUCAAGUGUAAGCAGCGGAACCUGAUUGGUUCUCUGAAGCCUUCAGGUGUGUGGGAAUUAACAGAGAACUAGUCAGGUGGCGCUCUCAUUGCCGCGGGAUGAUGGCUCGGAACGGGUUCUGGUCAUUUCACCCUUUUGCCAUUUUGUAGCUUUUGCAGCUUUGGUUUUUUCCUAGCUGACCUUUUGAAAUGGAGCCUUCUGCCACAGGAUGUUUUGUACUGACCCCGAGUCACCUGAAGGCCACAAUAACUAAUUUCAAAUAUAUCCAACUUACAUUCUGCUGUAAGAAAACGUGACUCCAAUUGGAAAUAUGAGCACAAGACAUCUUGGUGUGAUUAGGGGUGACAAGGGUUAAUCUCAAAGAUCACAUAUUUGCCCCCCUUUUACAAGUUUCUUGUGUUUUUGCUGUUUUGUUAUGUCAAAUCAAAUUGUAAUAUAAGAUUAUAAUAACCAGAGUAAAUACAAUCAGCAGUUUUCAAACAAUGACUUUAUGUUUUAAGGGAAUAAGUAACCUGGCUCUAAGUGAAAAUUUAUUUAAUCCUUUAAAUGUCUCUCAGUGAGGAAACAAAGACACAACAUGGCAUACAAUGAUUUAAUUGAGCAGAUAUUAGACUAACAAGUGACAAAAUGGCAAAGUAUGGCUAAAAAACAAGGUACAAAAUUGGCAAAGGGGUGAAUUGACCCGAUUCGGUUGUAGUUUGUUGUUUUUUUGUAGUUCGGGAGUGAGAUGGCAGAAAGCAGGAAAUGUUUAUUCACAAUUUCAUUUGUAGCAAUCGGCCUAAUUUUAACAAUUUCCACUCGCUUCAAUUUAUACCCAGAGACAAAAGCAAAGCUGACUCUUGAGCGAUGAUGAAACGUCCACAUUUGCCCUGCAAUAACAAAAAAACACUAGUCUUAGGAAAAGCAGCAGCAAUUGCAGCGGUGUCUUAAUCUCCUAAAUCAGAUAGAUUAAAACUGGUGGAGGAAAAACAAGUGAACUUUCGAUGGCGGUUCACAUCAAGAUCGAUUAACCACAACUGAUUAAAAAGAAGAUGGCCUCUGGCAACUACAUAAUCAGUGGCAAGAGGGCAGAAAAUCUAUUUUAAUCAAGUUAAAAGACGACUAACUAAAUUAAAAAUUUGAAAAGCAAAACAACAGCCUGACACAAGAAUUUGCAGAAAGCGAUGUAGAAAAGAAGAAACUAUAAGGAUGGAGUGGCAUAGACUGAAAAUACUUGAAAUCGCUCAAUUUAAUGGACUCAAACUGUAACUGUCUUUAUAUUAUAUCCUGUCCUUAAGUCACUAUGUCAAGAAAUGUUUUCUUUUUUUUUUCUCUAUGCUAAAUAAGACAUAACAGGUGGAUGUUUAACAGGUAAUGGAAAUGGAUGAUAUUGGAAUAGGAUUUACUUUAUUUGUUUUCCUUUCUGCAGUAGUUAUUGAACCUUCAUUCAAUGUCUUGUUCUCUCGCUCUCUCUUUUCACUUCUUUAUUUUUUCGAAAGCAAGAUCAAACAACACACAGAGGCCAGGUUUUUUUACGUAUGCAAGAUUAUUUGGGCCUGUGUGUUUCAGAUCAAAAAGAAAGAUGCUGUGUAAAACAUAAAUGCAAAUAAUAUGUGGAGGAGAAGACGUACGAAAAAAAAUAUCCCAAACACAUCCUGCACUCUGAAAACUGCUGCGUAAGCAAUCUAUUUGAUCUCAGCUGUUAAAUAUGGACAGAUCUGGUGGAGAAACACUUUAAUACAAUGGAAAUAUGGAAUAUUUACUAUUUGUAAGUCAAAAACCUUUUUGGCUUAAGGAUCACCAGGGUGGCAAAAAAUACACGCAAAAACAAAAGAAAAUUGGACAGGAUGAAAAGUUUUUUUGUUUUGUUUUUUUUACAUAUUUUUCAGUAUAAACAUUUUUCUUAUAUUUGUUACAGCAAAGGGACUAGGAUUCUGACAUUGUUUCAGACCACGCAGCUUUUAAAACAUGCCUGUGCCGCUGCUAAUUAAGAGGUGGAGACAAAUAUGGUUUUGAAAAACAAACAUUUACAUAUUUGCAUUCCACUUUAACGACUUAAGUCCAAAGCCAAACAAUAAUUCAGACCCAAACGCAGUCCAACCCGCCUUCUCUCCCUCCAGUCAACGUGGGGGGUUUUAACUGAGCGAGAAAUUGAACACACUAGUUCCUUGUCAGUGCUGCUCGUAGGCCCGUUUCCAUGACAACACAUGACCAGGUGACCUCAGAAAGCAGGAGAGAGUGAUGAGAGAGAGAGAAAAAAACGUUUUGAAGUUAAAUUAAUAAACUGGUAAAUCACAUUUAAAUCCUUCUAAGUAGAGCAACACAAAUCAAAAGAAGUGCACUUAUGAAUUAAAAUAUUUAAAUAGAAAGUACAUAAAUGCAACACCUCACAAUUUUAUAUCAGCAUUUUUUUUUUUUUUUACUAGUCCUUUGGUCAAAAUGUGACUGAAUAUAGCUAGCACUAGCUUUCCUUGGCAGGUAAAAGGCUAAUGUUAAUUUUUAUUACACAGCGUAUUCUAUAGGGCGGACUGAAGUUAGCAAUAUGGCCGACUGACUUAAAUAUGACUAUUUAUUGUUUAAGUCGUUUAUACGUGUGUCACUGUUUGGCAAUCAUAAGGCUUUUUCUUGUGUCUUAAAUAAUCCAAUAAGCUGAGUCAGAAUGUUUGACCCACGUGUGGUUAGAAUUACCCAACUGCAUAAACACAGCAUCUGGGUGAAACAGAUAUCUCACUUUUACUUUACUCCUGAAAUAUCUUUGCAGUCCUGCAGCCAUUCUUGCAGCUGACUGGGAAAGUAAUUAAACAUCAGAGCAACAUAGACAUUUAAUGCAGUUGUAAUUGCCGAAACAGCAAAAGCUGUAAAUACACAGAUGAAACCGUGGAUAAUAUCACCUGGGGGAAAAAAUUAACAUCAACAUACCGUAAUAACCAGUCUUUCCAACUGAACAGAUUGUUCCUGUUUCAUGGCUCUUACAGCUUUAAACCAUUGUGUAUUAAUUUUUUAUAUCUCUUUCUCUGUUUUGGUUGCAGUCAAUUUCUGUUUAAGUGCCUGUUGUUAAAGAGUUAAAAGCUGCUCAUUUUGCUAAGAUCCUGAGUUAUGUGCAGUGAUCGUGCGUGCAGUCACCAGUGGAAUAGAAGAGUCGUGUCCAUAAACAGGUUUCAGCUCGCUGUUGCAGAUCCCUAACAUUAUUCAGUUUGUGAUUAUGCGCAGCAAUUAAAUCAGAUGAGAAGUUCUUUCAGUGCUUAAAACAUUUUUGCAGUUCUGUUUAAGAAUAGAUGUUUUACACAGCAUCCCAGAUCUUUUUGGAAAGUUAGUUGUGCAAUAUAUUGCAAAGGCUGAAAGCACAUGUAUAUGUACAGGUAAAAAAAAAAAGAUGCUGCUGAAAAAUCCACUGAGGUGGUUUGACCCAUCACAGAUUUGGUUAUCUCAGUUUUCUGUUUUAAACACAUUAGAUUUUUAUCAUCCUCUUUUUCCUCAUGUCUCCUCUAACCCCAAUCCUAUUAAGGUGCAAUAUUAAAUUACUGCAAAGUACCUUUAAUUAAAAUCCCAUUCCAGGUCAUUCUAUUUAGGGUUUGACAGCUUGCAAAAACCAAGUGCAUUAUUUGGAUUAUGGAAGAAAUCAUUAGAACAAACAUAUGACUCCAGAAAACUUGCGAUUGGGACACAACCUCUUCUUGUUUUGUGCGCCCUUCCUUUUUAAACAUGUCUUCUUUUCAUUUUGUGGACUCUCAUGCAGGUAGCCAGUUGCCCACUAGAGGGAGAUGCAUCUCUGCUUCCCGGUGGCUAUGGAUCCUGCAGAGGUUCUAGAGAGAUAUUUUGAUUAACAAAGCAAAUGAAUCAAUUCAUGUGGUUCGCUUAUAAAGAAAUAACGGCAUGUAAAAGAUGCAUUUGUAGACUUUGUUCUGCUAUGGAGGCAAAUGGUUUUACAAAGUCUCUCCAGCAUCUUAGCAGUGCAGUUACACUCAGUCUUGAGAUUCUCAAACUCUCCAAGCAGAUUUCAGAAAUCUGAAAACACCUACUGAUAUCAUCUUGAUUUUUAUUUUUUAUUUUUUUGGUGACACUAAUGUACAUUUUAGCAUCUCAACCUUUGCUGUGGUGUGAAGUGGUUGUGUUCACAUGCCAUGGUGUCUUAAAAGGACGUAAAAUAUUUUAGGACUUUUGUCAAGGAAAAGCUUGUGGUUCUGGAUAUUUAAAGAGAUACUUUUAAAUUAUCACUUAUUAAAGUUAUAUCGACAUAUUAAUAAAUUUUAUGCAUAAAUGGACAUUCUCAUGUUUUGAAAAUAAACAUUUAUAUACUGA
Molecule: messenger RNA, 9112 nt
Organism: Xiphophorus hellerii (green swordtail)
Lineage: Eukaryota; Metazoa; Chordata; Actinopteri; Cyprinodontiformes; Poeciliidae
Product: glutamate receptor ionotropic, NMDA 3B-like
Exons: 12
Coding region: 846-4859 (1337 amino acids)
Biological process (GO): monoatomic ion transport
Cellular component (GO): membrane
Molecular function (GO): signaling receptor activity; ligand-gated monoatomic ion channel activity
Source: RefSeq, a predicted model, not a curated record